Messenger RNA from Cordyceps fumosorosea ARSEF 2679, 411 nucleotides. RefSeq names its product ribosomal protein YMR-31. The record is from RefSeq and is a predicted model, not a curated record. The transcript is spliced from 2 exons. Gene Ontology annotation, biological process: 2-oxoglutarate metabolic process. Lineage: Eukaryota; Fungi; Ascomycota; Sordariomycetes; Hypocreales; Cordycipitaceae. Bases 1 to 411 code for a protein of 136 amino acids.
AUGUUCACAACCCGCGCUCUCCGUCAGGCUGCCGUUCACGCCGAGCGCCAGCCCAUGAUUAAGUUCAUUGGUCCUCGCUCCAUUCCCUCGUCCAUUGACCACUCUCCCAAGCCUCACCCUGCCUCGCCCUCUGGCACGCUCCCUGAGGGCUUCGCCUCCGCCGACUCCUCCCGUCACGCCAGCUUCAGCUCCUACCGCGACCACGCCCAGCAGCACGGCCCGCUCCAGAAGACGAUUCGCUCCGGCGAGGCUGGUAUCGGCGGCUUGUCCGGUGCUGAGCUCGGCUCCGUCAACGCCCCCAAGGGCGUCUUCUUCGACAUUUCCGAGCUUCCCGCCCGCUUCCGUCGCCAGCCCAUCAACCUUGCCGAGAUUGAGGCUGUCGAGUCCGGUGGCGCCGCCGUCCUGGGCUAA